UUUUUUUUUUUUAAACACCUUUCUGCUACAACAGAGGACUUCUCCACAGUUGCGAGGACUUCUUGGCCGCUGCAAUAACCAGGCAGGCGUUAUUUAUUCUGAAAGUUGGAUUACAGCGCCCUACUUCAGCUGAGAGGAAAUACUGCCUGCCAGAUGCCGCUCAGAGGAUGAGCAGCGGUGAAGUGGAGACUGGGGAGACCAACGGAACCGUGUACUGUCAAUGGCAGUGUGGCAAGCCUAGAUAAGCCCCCAUAUGAGGUGAACCCUCUUCCUCGUCCCUCUGUAACCCCUCCCAGCAACAACAGCAGGAACAAGGGAUGUCGCGGAUGUGCCUCCUUCUGGCAAUACUCACCGUCUCCUCCAGCAUCCAGGUGUCCUCUGCCGCUAACCUGGAUAAGCUAGUGGAGAGCUGGAAAUUGUACAAGGAGGAGUGCACCCGCAACAACAGCCGAGAUCCGCCGAGCACCGGCUUGGUAUGCAACAGGACCUUUGAUAAUUAUGCCUGCUGGCCUGAUGGACUGCCUAACACCACAGUCAGUGUGUCAUGCCCAUGGUAUCUGCCGUGGCACCAUAAAGUCCAUCAGGGCAUGGUGUAUCAGGAAUGUGACGCAAAUGGCCAGUGGGUGACUAUAAGGAAUACCAGCGAGUGUGAAACUUUUGAGCCGGCACUGUACUAUGGGGCAAUCCUCACUAAGUUUCGGAUCAUGUACACCGUGGGCUAUUCCCUAUCACUUGUGGCUCUGGUGUUGGCGCUUGGCAUCCUCAUAUUCUUCAGGAAGUUGCACUGCAUGAGGAACAACAUCCACAUGAACCUGUUUGCCUCCUUCAUCCUGCGAGCGCUGUCCAUCCUCAUCAAAGACGCUCUGACUGAGGCGCCUCUAAUGUCAUCACAUGACAUCAGCAGCGACCAGGAGCAGGGUUUCCCCAGGGCGUCGAUACCUCCAGUGGAUAUGCUGGUCAACAAUGAGGAAACAGUUGGCUGUCGCAUUGCCAUUGUGAUGAUGCAGUACAGUAUUAUGGCCAACAGCUAUUGGCUGCUGGUGGAAGGCAUCUACCUCCAUAACCUCCUGGUCAUUGCUGUCUUUACCGAGAAGAACUACUUCAACAUCUACCUGUGCAUUGGCUGGGGCACACCGUUAAUAUUCCUUGUGCCCUGGAUGAUAGUUAAAUACCUAUAUGAAAAUCAAGGGUGCUGGGAGCAAAAUACUAACAUGCAUUACUGGUGGAUAAUCCGUUCCCCUAUACUGCUGGCAGUUGUGAUCAACUUCCUCAUCUUUAUCCACAUUAUAGAAAUUCUGGUGUCAAAAUUACGAGCACACCAAAUGAGAUACACAGAUUACAAGUUCAGGCUGGCUAAGUCAACUCUUACUCUGAUCCCCCUGCUGGGUAUCCAUCAGGUGGUGUGUGUUUUUCUGACAGAUGAAUACACCGAGACCACCGCCACUUUGCGUCUCAUCAAGAUCUUCAUUGAACUCUUAUUCUCCUCCUUCCAGGGUCUGCUGGUGGCUAUCUUGUACUGUUUUGUCAACAAAGAGGUGCAGUCGGAGAUCCUGAAAAAGUGGAAGCGCUGGAAGCUGGGGAGGAACAUCGAGGAGGAGUACCGCCACACCUACAGCCACCCCUCCAAUAUGAAGAGUGGCAGCCUCCUAAACCACGUCCCUCAGCUGCCCCACCUCCCAGACAUCGCGGCCACCUCCAGCCCGGCCUGCAACCCCGAGGAGAAGCACAUGCUUGUAGCCGGCUGCCACAACGGCACAGUCCACGGUAGGGGAGGUAGCCAGUGCACCUCCAUGCCGUACGAGGGAAACAGCAACUGCACCCUAGUGGAGGACAUCAGUCUCUUGGACAAGGUGCAGAGUUACGAGGCUCCCAGAGAGAGCGUGGAGAGCCACAUGUGAAGGGCAACAGGAAGGAGGAAUCCUUGAAGAAAGUUGGAGGGCUUUCAGCUCUCAUCUGGCUCUGGCACGCUGCCCAGGGUGACUGUGAUGAGGAGCUGGCAGCGUGAGCCGAGCUGAUAGAGUCAUCUGUCAGAUCGGUGUUGGACCGAGAUCAGUGUCACUUGGAGACAGAGCAGCACUCAGCUCUCUGCACUGACAGAGAACGGAGAACAAUGCAGCAGACGUCCACGUCGAAGUGUCUGACGUGCUGGGAGCCACAUGAAUGGAUUUGUUUAGAUGAAUGAUGUGAGACAGCACAGGAAAGUGCUGCGUGUUGAACACUGUGUCGACAACAGUAACUCAAGGGCACAUGGACCUAUGGCGUGUAAAUAUGAAAUGAUAAGACUAUCAAAAAAAAAAAAAAAACAAGAAAGAAAGAAGAAACUGAAACACUGAAACCUCAAGUAACAAAAAAUACACAGGCUGUUUGCUUGAGCCUCUGAUUUGAUUUGUGCUGUGUAUCAGAUGUAUGUUUUGUGGUACUGGAGAUAAAAGACAAACUGGACAUUGAACUUGUGUUAAACACACACACACACACACACACACACACACUCAAAGACCAAAUGUGGCAGGCCUUAUGCCUUGAUGGCAUUUGUAAAAGAUUUCCUUGUCUGUCACACUUUGAUAAAAAUGUACAGAAAAAGAAAAUAACGUGGACUGUACCUUAAACUGUAAAGUGACCGCAGUGUUCUUCAAGCGGCCCCCCCCUCCAGAACCCAUGAGAAACUGGCAGCUGCUCUCACGAGGUGAUUCCCGGCUUACCUACAGACAAGUGGUCAUGAGAAAACCACUCAUAAGCUAUUACUAAAAUGACCAUCACGUAGUUAUUUCAUAGUAAUCAAAGAUCUCAUCAAAAGUCUAAAUAUUGAAUAUGGCAAGGAGUGUUAUAAUUGUAAAUGUGUCAGUGUGUCAAGGUGUGAUUUCAACAGAUAUAGUUUAAAUCCUGUGCCAUGAAAUGUUGUUUUCCCCCAUAGAUUCACAUGCAUUGGUGUGCUUUCUGAACUUACACAUGGCAGUAACACACUCAUACCCUGAAGUGAGAGCUGAUGUGGGAAACUGUGCACUCAAAUUAAGGCUAAAAAUACUUAGUAGAUCGACAUGAACUGUAAUGGCAUAUAUGCACAGGGUGUGAAUCCAGCACUGUGACUCAAAGUUACAUGUCACCUCCGGCACGACAGUAGCUAUCUAUUCAAGGAAAUGUGAUUUUGCUACGUCGGAUAUGAGCCUCCUGUCAUGCAUGCAGAUUGUGCAAAUGAAGUCACCUUAAGUGGUGUGAGUCACUGGGCCAGAGAGCCAUAUAUCACAUCUGUGUCUCUGCUGUGUGAACCCUAAAAGUGAGACAGACUCUGCUAUAACUGCAUGGGCCUUAGAGGUCAGCUCACUGUUGGUUUUCUAUUUUUUUGAUGUAAACUUAGAUGUCAUCUUGGAGUUUAGACAGGCUGCAGUGCCACUGUCCAGACUCAGUAUUUAUCACUCUUCCUUUUUCCUGUCUGCAUGGACCUAGAACAAACCCCUGCUACCUAAAAGUAGAACAAAAUACAGCUUCUCCAAUAAGCGUUUCACACAAAUAUUCAUCGCUCACAAAGCCUUGCCAGUGUUGGCAAGGAAACACAAAACAACUGGUACUUCUGCGACUGAACACAUUUCUUUUCAAGAAGGGAACAUAAAUUGUCCUGUGAGUUGUCAAAACAUUUUGUGAGCGCCAACUCAACUUGACUACAAUAUGUAUGAUUAUUUUGCACAAUGUUAAUUUAUAACUGGUAAAUACUGUAUGUAUCUAUGUUUGUACAACUGAUUGAUUUGAUUGUUGUCAAUACGAUCUACGCAUGCAUGCCUCUGUGUGCGUGCGUGUACAUGUGUGUGUGUGCAAAUAUAUUUUCAUGUGUGUACUGGCUGUGUUGUACGCAUCCAAAUGGGUAAAAAAUGUGGCGACAGAUGAAUCACUUGGGCUGUUUAGGGGCAAAUUGGAGGCAUUACAGCUGCUGUGCCGGUGGUUUCAGUCAUAGCAGCUGUGAAGUUAAUAUGAGGCAGUGGGAGUGGCUUCACACAGAGGUCAGAGGUCACCCCGAGUCGGUCCCUCUUGUCUCUGUCUAUGUAUAUUACAAAACAGGACAUUCCCAGAACUCAUGCCCAUUUAAGGCAUCAGGAAGAGUCGCAGCUCUGCCUGUUGUUGUCAAAUUCAUUCUCGGUGUGAUUCUCCCGUAAUUUUGUUCAGUACCACAGAGCUAAAUGAGGGCGCAGCGGCGGCGUGUUGUCAUUCAGAUAAUGGCUCCUGUUUUUCUGCAGCUUGUAUAUUUACACCUCAGACAGGUGUGGUGCUGAUUUGGGUUAAUGCCAGGUGAGGCUUUUUCUCAUGAACAUCUGCUGAGGAUUGUAACAGACGAGGAGAUGGCGAGCGCUCAGACUUGAGUCGGCAGAAUGUGAUGCGCACACUGGCGCUGCUGUUGGUCAGAGGUGAAUUUACAGUGUUUUGACUCGUUUUGCACAGCGGGAGAGGUGUUGCAGUUGUAACACACAAUAAAAGAAUGAGAAGCUAAAAUAGUAAAAUAGGAAGAAGUUUGUCCAGCUCAUGGAAUACAGUAGUAUUAUUUCAGAGUAAUAUAUGUAUUUCUACACCCUAACCAAGCCAUGACCACAGCGGUGUAUUUUUUUGAAGCCAGCAACCUGGGUCACUCCCCUUUCUGGACCAAAGCGGUUCUGUCUGAAUGUAUUCUUUACAAGGCCGGAGCAACUAUGUACAAUUUCAUCCUCUCUUCAAGGUGGCGAUGUAUAUUUGGUGUGAUAAACCGAACACCGGACCAUAAAACGGACACGUGUUCAGGUGUACACAGUUCAUCACACUUUCUGUUCUCUCACCACACCUUAUCCAAAUGGUAAAUCAAUAAAUUAUGUAUAUGGGAAAAAAAAAAAAAAAAAGGUUCGAAUUUGCUGUGCUUUUUGUAUUGGUGAGUGAGUGUCAAUAAUGCUCAAAUAAAAAAACGAGAA
This is a messenger RNA of Myripristis murdjan (pinecone soldierfish), 4922 nucleotides long. RefSeq names its product glucagon receptor a (gene gcgra). The record is from RefSeq and is a predicted model, not a curated record. Gene Ontology annotation, molecular function: gastric inhibitory peptide receptor activity; glucagon receptor activity; peptide hormone binding. The coding region runs from base 318 to 1898 and encodes 526 amino acids. Gene Ontology annotation, biological process: cell surface receptor signaling pathway; adenylate cyclase-activating G protein-coupled receptor signaling pathway. Gene Ontology annotation, cellular component: plasma membrane. Lineage: Eukaryota; Metazoa; Chordata; Actinopteri; Holocentriformes; Holocentridae. The transcript is spliced from 14 exons.